This is a messenger RNA of Lineus longissimus, 3026 nucleotides long. Its product is annotated as E3 ubiquitin-protein ligase DDB_G0292642-like. Lineage: Eukaryota; Metazoa; Nemertea; Pilidiophora; Heteronemertea; Lineidae. Gene Ontology annotation, cellular component: cytoplasm; ubiquitin ligase complex. The transcript is spliced from 5 exons. Bases 94 to 1344 code for a protein of 416 amino acids. The record is from RefSeq and is a predicted model, not a curated record. Gene Ontology annotation, biological process: positive regulation of proteasomal ubiquitin-dependent protein catabolic process; ubiquitin-dependent protein catabolic process; protein polyubiquitination. Gene Ontology annotation, molecular function: ubiquitin conjugating enzyme binding; ubiquitin protein ligase activity; zinc ion binding.
AUCCACACUGUGAGUUAGAGACAUGAUGCAAUUGGUGUUGGUGGUCGCUAACGCACGUUUGUUUUCUUGCUGAGACUAAAAGCUGAAUUCGGAAUGUCGGAGGGGAAAGAUGUCUGGCAGUUUUUUGUGUAUGGAAUCGGCGGGAAUUGUCGGGUGAUGCAUGACAUUGACCCGGAGGGAACGAUUGAUGCUGUAAUUGAUAAAAUAAGCGAAAUGAAUGGUAUUCCAGCAACUACAAUGAGGAUACUCUACACCUCAAAACAGCUCGAGUAUGGCUUCAAACAUCCCCUUUCGAAAUACAACAUGACCAACUCGUCUAACCUGUUCGUGGUACUACGGCUCCGAGGAGGUCAAGAUAGGCCAUCAAUAAGACGUAUCAUACAACAAAUGCGAAGCAGUUUUCUUCCGCAUGUACCACAAACUCCGGAUGAUGCACACGAGGUGAGACCAGAUACGGUUGGUACGGAGUCGGAGCAUAUACAUAGCAGCAUCGAGGGAGUCGAUUAUGAAGAUAAUGAUGAUCAAGAGGGUGUAGUAGAAGAAACGGGAGUUGUUGAGGAAACUGAAGUUGUUGAGGUGGAACCGGUGCGUAAGAUGCACGACCCGCUCACUCCCCUUACUGAGCAACCUGAUAUGAUUACAUGGGAUGAUGACAAGGAUUUUCUUCGAGCUCGGAUGCCAUGCGGACAUGCCAUUGGACCAGAGUCACUAACUGCCUACUGCCGUAGUCUUCUGACGGCUGGAAAGUUCGAGUUCUUCUGUCCUUACAUCUUCCCCGCAAACAACGCCAUCUGCAGGAAAAAGUGGGACUUCUACAUCGUGCGUCGGUAUGGCGUCCUCACUCCAGAUGAGAUAAAGGAGUUUGAGAUAAAGAUCACUGAAAAUUACAUGCGGAAAGCGAUGGGCCUGCAGGACUGCCCUGGCUGCAAAACCAUCUGCGAACGGAUGAACAAGAAAGACAAGCGCAUGGUUUGCCCCUAUUGUUCAAAGGGUCCAAAUCCUACGUUUGAAUUUUGCUGGAUGUGUUUGAAAACAUGGAAGUCCAUGAACUCGAUUACCGAGUGUGGAAAUGAAGGUUGCUCUGGUCGCGACCCCCGGCUUGAUAUCUUGGAGGAGUGCCUGAAGAAAAAGGUUGUGGGUGUGAUGUGUCCAUCAACGAGGGCCUGCCCCGCCUGCGGCCUUCUGAUAGAGCACACUGAGGCCUGCAAGCACAUGGCCUGUCCCUGCGGUGGCCAGUUCUGUUUCAUUUGCCUGAAGCAGCAGACCAAUGGAAGCUGGACCUGCGGGGACUUUGACACCCCUUGCACGGUGGCCCCUGUCCAGACUGACCUGCCAGGACAGUAGAAGGCCGAGAAUAGCGUGUGAUAAUGCCUCCGACGGCCUGAAAAUAUAUUAUGAUGGACUUUCAGAUGGACUAUCUCUUUCCAGUAGCGAUAAAGGAUGCAGCUUCGCAAAGGGAACAUGCUAACAUGACUUUGAGCUUGAACGGCGGAUUUUAUAGUUUGUUGCAAAUUAGGGAGGUCUUUUUACUAGUGUUAUGUGAGUCUCCCCGUGUGGAGCCCCGCCCAUGGGUAGCCGCACUUUGAAGUUCAGAUAAUGCACGGACACGUCGACCAACACACGUAUUGAAAUUCCAAGUGAUUUGACCAUGGAUUUUGGAGUAUAAUAUCCCAUUUGUAUAAAGAUAUACAUAUUGGUAAACAUUGACCAUGGUUCCCACAUAUACAUAUACUCUGCUUUCACUUUUCUAAUGUCUUGACACCCUCUGGAUCCGAGGCGUAGUGACUGCAACCCUUGGUACAUCGAGCUGCACUUCGUAUUUGGUCAGUUACUGGUCCAAAAGACUCUGUUAAGCUGUUAGAUGUCGCCACAAUCGGAUACUAAAGCGCCAGCAGACGUAUAUUCUGCGUAUUAUUGUAAUAACUGUUGCUUUAGAAAAUCAGCACACGUCAAUAAACGUUUUAAAUCGGCCCUAAAUUUCAAGCUACUCUCUAAGUAUACAAAAAGAAACUUACGGCGUUGUUUGUAAUUCCCAGUUCGAAUCCUAUUUCGAAAGUAAAACCCCGAAGGUUUGGUUGGGCGAUGAUUACAUGCUCCAAACAACAUCGCGAGAGUAUGAAGUCGACUGUUAAAGAUAAAAGCAAGACUAAAAGAGAGCUUGCAAUGACAACAACCACGACUGUCAAAGAUUUUUCCUGCCUUUGACACGUUUUCAAAUCCCCCAGUGCCUUGUUGUUUAUUUCUGCACUGUGUUUCUUAAGGCUGAUAAUUAUUGCUAUAUUCAGAAGAAAUAGCAACCCAAGUGGAGGGAAAACGUCAAAUGUUGCGUUUAUUGGGUCAUAUGCUGGGACAUACCAUGCGAAGCAAUCGCCGAGUACGCACAAGGAGAAAAAACCGUCGCAAUCUUGAUGUGCACCACUGCGCCGCCUUCAGGGAAAUUUGACGACGAUGAAUCUAUCAAUCGUAAUGAAAGGAGGUGUUGUAAAAUAUAUUCGGAAUGAAGAAAAAUGCUUGACAUCUUACCUCUCCAAUGCGGUGAUAUUAUAGGAGAUUUGGCCAUACUUUAAUUAACCGCAUUGGCAGUAGAAUGACCAGUGAAAACGUGUCGGAUAUACAGCCAGAACUUUCCAAUAGAGGCACAUUACGCUGUUGCGAUUCGAUGGUGCGCUCAUAUCAAGGAAACAGAGGGUGUUUCCGACCAUCCCGACGGUUAUCAAGCCUGGGGAGACGUACCAUCCCAUAAUCGCGACGUACAUGUGGUAAUCUUAUAAAUCUCCCUGCCUAUAGCCUCCUUUAAGAAUCUCACAUGCCAAUCUCCAAGUACAUGUAUUGCAGGCAACAAUAGAGACCUUCCGCAGCCUUACGAAUAGCCUUACGACUACGUUCAUGUCAUCAGAUUUUGCGGUCUUGUGACGUUUUACACAUACGAUUAGCUAGAAUAUUAUCUGUAGCUACCAUGAUAUCCGUAGUGUGAAAACGGUUUUACAAAACAUCAUAUUUCAGGCGAAUAAUAAUGUCAAUAGUGA